UCGCGCCCCGUCCCCGAAACGGUUCAAAUAAACGUUCCGGCGCCACGGGGGCCUGGAGGGGGGCAGCCGCUGACGUCAGUUCCCCGCGCCAGCCGUGUGUGGGGUCCUCCUUGGGUGCGAGGCGCGGGGAUGGCGGCGGCGGGGGGCCAGCAGUUGGUGGUGGCGGCGGGCAGUUACCAGCAGGUCCUGUUCGGCUACCGGCUGCCGAGCUGGCGACAGAGUUGGGAUCCCGAAGCUGACUUUACCCAUCACGCUCAUGUUGCCUCUUUAACUACUGUGGCCGUAAAUGAUCAAUAUGUGGCAACGGGCAGUAAAGAUGAAACUAUUCAGUUGUAUAACAUGAAAAAGAAAAUUGAUCAAGGAUCAUUAUUGCACCAUAAUGGUUCAAUAACCUGUUUGGAAUUCUAUGGGAAAAUACACUUACUCAGUGGAGCAGAAGAUGGACUCAUCUGUGUGUGGGACACAAAGAAAUGGGAAUGUUUGAAGUCUAUUCAAGCUCAUAAAGGCCAUGUGUCGUCAUUCUCUGUGCAUCCAUCUGGAAGACUGGCUUUGUCAGUAGGAACAGACAAAACAUUGAGAACAUGGAAUCUAAUAGAUGGAAAAGCUGCAUUCAUCAAAUCCUUAAAACAGAAUGCUCACAUUGUUCUGUGGUCCCCUAGUGGAGACAGUUAUGUUGUGGUUACAAAUAACCAGUUGGAUAUUUAUACCCUGAAAACAGCCUCCAUCAGUGGUACUAUUACCUGCAAAAAAAGGAUUUUUUCAGUGAAAUUUAUAACGGAGUCUGUCAUCGCCAUCGCUGGAGAUGAAGAACAUGUCAGACUGUAUGACACAGAUUCAAGAAAAUGUCUUUCUGAAUUCAAGGCUCAUGAGACCAGAGUGAAAGUGUUGUACUUCUUCCAAGUGGAACAGAAUAACAUUCUUGCCACAGCAUCCAGUGAUGGCUACAUUAAACUAUGGAAGCUGAACAUCGAAGAGAUUCAGAGUGGUCCAUUACUACUAAGUGAAGUAAAUACUAAAGCCCGGCUUACUUGCCUAGCAGUGUGGCUGUCAAAACCAGCAAGUGUUCCACAAGAGGUUGAGGAACAAGGCACACAGUGUGAAGAAGUUGCAGCUACCAAAAAAAAUUGUAAAGAAAAGAAAAAUGAAAUGAAAGCAACUCCUGUGGUUGAAGUCGUAUAUCCAAAGACAGAGCAAAUUUUACACAAGAGAAAAACAGUUGCUAAAACAAAGGAGAGAAGAAAGAAAAUGAAGCAAUAAAUCAACUUGAAAUGAACUAUUUCCUUUGGUGUCACAAUAAUGUGCAGCCAAACUGAUCCAUGGAUGAUCGCAAGGCCUAUAGUAUUUUCAGGGUUUUGUAUUUGUAAAGAGAAUACAUGGAGGAUAUGGAUAUUAUCCAAGUUGACUGCUUUCUUGCAGUCAAUCCCUUGGCAUCAUAAAUAAAAUAAAAAAUAUACUUAAUUACUAGAUUAUUAACAAUUGGGAAUUCUAAGUACAGUUGCCAAAUCACAGUCAGAACUUGCUUCCAGCCCAUGCUUGGUGCUAGAAUGAUGAAUGCAACUUUUUUGUAUUACUGGUGUCUGAAUCCAUCCCAAUUCAAAGCAGCAAGGAUAUGCUCUGUGGCAGAUUCUGGCAUGAAAUAAUGUCUUUGUGUGGAUGGGUUAUAACACUUGACUUGGAGGAAGUCAGCAAAGAUUGUAAACUGAACUCCUGAGGUUUAAUUACAAGGGUUGUUUCCCCGGAAUUUAGAAAACGUAGCUGUGAUUGGACCAACAUUUUCAUGGUAUGAAAGGAACCAAGGGGAUGUUGUAGUUGAGGGACAUAGUCCAAAAGAGCCUGGCAUUUUGGAAAUCCUAGCUAAGUUGCAGUUAUCUGGAGAUUACAGAAGUGGCAAUAUUAGGCAUCUACUGUACUUCAGACUCACACACUCUAUUGCAUAUACCCAGCUUGGAAAGAAGAAUGCGAGAUGCUGGGGAGACAGCAAUGAAGGCUUGAGGUAGGGACAGACUAUAGGAAUUGGCACCUGUGGGAGUGACACUGGCUGCCAGACAGUGGGGAUAAAUGGCGGGUGUGCUGCACUUCCUGCAGAGGUUUCGGGGAGUGCGGCUGUCCUGUCAGUAAGAGGCAGUUAGUGGGCAGGAUUGGGUUGCGUUGGGAUCAUACCUCCUCCACUCGGGGUGAGUGGGAGUGAGGCAGACAUGGAGAUGGGACUUUAUUGCCAGUAUUCUCUAAAUCUGAAAUUCAUACUCAUGCAGCUCAGAAGCAGGCCUUCAACCUACUGCGUCCACACUGACCAUUAAUUACCCAUCUAUACUAAUCCCAUUUUAUUCUCCCCACAUUCCCAUCAACUCCCCCCAGAUUCCACCUGGACUCCCCUCUGGGCCUGUUACCUUCCCUGGCCCUAUAGUGUAGUAGUUAGCCUAAUGCUUUACAGCGCCAGUGACCUGAGUUCAAUUCCGGCCGCUGUCUGUAAGGAGUUUGUACGUUCUCCCCGUGUCUGCGUGGGUUUCCUCCGGGUGCUCCAGUUUCCUCCCACAUUCCAAAGACAUAUGGGUUAGGAAGUUGUGGGCAAGCUAUGUUGGUGCCAGAAGUGUGGCGACACUUGCGGGCUGCCUGCAGAACAGUCUAUGCAAAAGAUGCAUUUCACUGUGUGUUUUGAUGUACAUGUGACUAAUAAAGAUAUCUUAACUGUU
Molecule: messenger RNA, 2690 nt
Organism: Pristis pectinata (smalltooth sawfish)
Lineage: Eukaryota; Metazoa; Chordata; Chondrichthyes; Rhinopristiformes; Pristidae
Gene: pak1ip1
Product: PAK1 interacting protein 1
Exons: 10
Coding region: 130-1257 (375 amino acids)
Molecular function (GO): protein binding
Source: RefSeq, a predicted model, not a curated record